AUGUGGAUGGCCUUUCUUCUUAUUUGGAGUUUUAUCAUUGGGAUCCAAUCUGCCACUCCAACAUCUCAACUUCAAAUUGAAGCAAAUGUCAUAUUGAAGAGUGGAUGGUGGAACAAGUAUGAUGCCCAAUUUAAUAUAUCAAGACGUUGUCAUUGGUACGGUAUAUCUUGCAAUAAGGAUGGAAGCAUAUAUGAAAUCAACAUAAAAUUGUAUAGUAUUUUUUUAGUUAAUUUUUCAGCACUCAACCUAUCUGUUUUUCACAAUUUAGAAAUUCUUGUUUUAAGUUCAAUUGUUUUAGAAGGAGUUAUUCCAAAAGAAAUUGGUCUCCUCUCCAAGCUCACUCAUCUUGAUUUGUCUUCUAAUCAUCUUAAAGGUGGGAUACCACCUUCACUAGGAAAUCUCACAAAACUCACUCAUCUUGAUUUGUCUUCUAAUCAUUUUCAAGGUAAGAUACCUCUUUCACUAGGAAAACUCACAAAACUCAGUCAUCUUAAUUUGUCCUUAAAUCAUCUUGUAGGUAAGAUCCCACUUUCACUAAGAAGCCUUAGACAAUUAAAAUACUUAGACAUCUCUGACAAUAAGAUUCAAGGUUUCAUUCCUUCAAUAGGAAAUCUCACACACCUACAAGAGUUAGACUUGUCUAACAACAACAUUCAAGGUUUCAUACCUCAUGAGUUGGGCUUCCUGAACAAUCUCACAAGAUUAGAUCUAUCUUACAAUAUACUAAAUGGAAACUUGCCUCUUUCCAUUACAAAUCUCACCCAAUUAGAACACAUUAACAUCUCUAACAACUUUCUCAGUGGUUCUCUCCCGUCCAACUUGGGCCAGUUAACAAAAUUGAAAGUGUUAGAGUUAAGUACAAACUUCAUUGAUGGAACCUUUCCCAUUUCGUUAACAAAUCUCACGCAUUUAGAAAAACUUGACAUUUCCUAUAAUUUACUCUUUGGUUUCCUUCCCUCCAAUUUUUAUCAAAUGGCAAAUUAUAAAACUUUCGUAAUAGACCUCAGUCACAAUUUUAUUAGUGGUGAAGUUCCAUCUCCGAAUAGAAAUUUUCAACAACUUUACCUCAAUAAUAACAAUUUAACAGGAAUAAUUCCCCAAUCUCUCUGUAAUGCCGGUUAUGUGGAUAUUUCCUACAACUGUUUCAACGGUCCCAUUCCAUAUUGUACUAACAUUUAUACGAGGAACAAAGAUGGAUGUAUCAGCACUUCUUUUAGAAAAUUCCAACCAUGGUCACCUCCCAAGAGAAAUAAUAAAGUAAAGCACAAUCUUGUCAUAGUUCUUCCUCUUUUUAUUAUUCUAAUUCUAGCAUUAUCACUCCUUGUAUGCUUGAAACUUCGUCAUAGUUCUAUAAAAAACAAUCAUGGAAUUACAAUGAAAACAAAGAAUGGAGAUUUGUUUUGUAUAUUGAAUUACGACGGAAAAAUUGCAUAUGAUGACAUUAUUAAAGCAACCGAAGACUUUGAUAUAAGAUAUUGCAUUGGAACAGGAGCAUAUGGAAGUGUUUAUAAGGCACAGUUGCCAUGUGGAAAAGUUGUUGCCUUAAAGAAACUUCACGGAUAUGAAGCAGAAAUUCCAUCUUUUGAUGAGAGUUUUAGAAACGAAGUGAAAAUAUUAUCCGAAAUAAAACAUCGACAUAUCGUGAAGCUUUAUGGUUUUUGCUUGCACAAAAGAAUUAUGUUUUUGAUCUAUCAGUACAUGGAGAGAGGAAGCUUGUUCUCUAUCUUGUAUAAUGAUGUAGAAGCCAUGGAAUUCAAUUGGAGAAAAAGAGUUAACUUUGUUAAAGGAGUUGCAUUUGGUUUGUCGUAUCUUCAUCAUGAUUGUCUAGUCCCAAUAGUGCAUAGAGAUAUAUCUAGUGGCAACAUCUUGCUAAACAGUGAUUGGGAGGCAAGUGUAGCUGACUUUGGCACAGCUAGACUUCUUCAAUAUGAAUCAUCCAAUCGAACUAUAGUUGCUGGAACUAUUGGAUAUAUCGCUCCAGAACUUGCCUAUACUAUGGUUGUGAAUGAAAAGUGUGAUGUAUAUAGUUUUGGUGUAGUUGCACUUGAAACUUUAGUGGGAAGAUAUCCCGGAGAUAUAUUGGCAUUACUUCAAUCAACAUCAAUCCAAGAUAUCAAAUUAUGUGAAGUAUUAGACCAACGUCUCUCACUUCCAAACAAUAAUAUAAUUUUACGUGACAUAAUUCGUGUUGCCGCAAAUGCAUUUGCCUGCUUAAAUCUCAAUCCUUGUUUACGGCCAACAAUGAAAAUUAUUUCGCAAAGUUUUGUCAUUGAGCUUCCACCAUUUAGCAUUCCUUUGUCUGGAAUUUCUUUGCAACAACUCAUGAGUCAUGAACUUAAAGCUUUAUUUCACAUUGUAAAUCUUUGA
Vicia villosa (hairy vetch) is the source of this 2367-nucleotide messenger RNA. RefSeq names its product MDIS1-interacting receptor like kinase 2-like. Gene Ontology annotation, biological process: hormone-mediated signaling pathway; protein phosphorylation. Gene Ontology annotation, molecular function: protein kinase activity; ATP binding; protein binding. NCBI's taxonomy places the organism in Eukaryota, Viridiplantae, Streptophyta, Magnoliopsida, Fabales, Fabaceae. The transcript is spliced from 2 exons. The record is from RefSeq and is a predicted model, not a curated record. Gene Ontology annotation, cellular component: plasma membrane. The coding region runs from base 1 to 2367 and encodes 788 amino acids.